UUUCUUCUGCUCAGGCCAUGGUUUUGUGCAGCCAAAUCAUCGCCCAAUAAUUCAGCUAUUUUACAUUCCUGUGAGAAAUAACUAAACAAUCGACAAACGACAAAAGCACGAAAAAGGAUCGAAGCAGACGCAGCGUGGGUGGCUUGGAGAGGAGGUCUUCUAAAGCAUCGCAGAGCGGACGCCGUUUUCCUCCGCCUCUCCCAGCUGACACAGGCCGGCAUGGUGCACCAGCCCCGUCCGACCGUCCCAAAGCUGCCGGACCCGAUCCGUCUCUGUGAUCGGAUGUGGCUCAUCGGCGGCGCAGCCGAGCGCAACCCGCAGUCUCCCAGGGGGUGGAGGAAUCGCGACCCCGACGGCGUCGGGCUUGGCAUCGCGGUGGCGCUCGAGAAGGCCGGCGGGGACAGCCCCAGGUGGCUCCGCGUGACGGCCCCCAUUGCGAUCCGUUCUCCGAGAGCGAGCGGUCCUCAAGUGGCCGGGCCGGGGUGCAGCGGCGAAUUGCACCGGAAGCGACCAGCUUCUUGCCGCUUGCCGCCACCGGCCGCAGAACAUUUUGGGGUCGCCGACUUCCUCAGCAGUUGCUUCCUGUGCAGGAAGAAUCUACAUGGGAAAGAUAUCUUCAUGUACAGAGAGAAGGCAUUCUGCAGCUCGGAGUGCCGAUACCGGCAGAUCACGAGCGACGAGUACCAGGAGAAACGCGGCGCUGGAGCCCCGAAGCCGUCGGAGGAGAUCGCCACCUCCCCCUACUCCGGCGAUCAAUUCUUCUUUACGUGCAUCGUGGUGUCAUAAACACGAGAAUGUCGACAUGUAGAGAAAGCUUUCUGAUGAGUUUAAUGCGUAGAUACUGAGUAUAGAAACUACUGUUCACGAAGAUUGUGACGUCUCAGCACAUAACGAUCCUUCACAGAUAAACUGGUAAGAACAGAUACUACACUUGAUCUCAGCCAAAAGGCCGAAAUAAGUACGAGUUACUGGGACGCACUGAGACCCAUUUUAUA
Molecule: messenger RNA, 995 nt
Organism: Musa acuminata subsp. malaccensis (wild Malaysian banana)
Lineage: Eukaryota; Viridiplantae; Streptophyta; Magnoliopsida; Zingiberales; Musaceae
Source: RefSeq, a predicted model, not a curated record